Messenger RNA from Penicillium malachiteum, 1836 nucleotides. RefSeq lists its product as uncharacterized. The transcript is spliced from 5 exons. The record is from RefSeq and is a predicted model, not a curated record. NCBI's taxonomy places the organism in Eukaryota, Fungi, Ascomycota, Eurotiomycetes, Eurotiales, Aspergillaceae. The coding region runs from base 1 to 1836 and encodes 611 amino acids.
AUGUUGUUGCGUCCAUUGGUCAAGGGCCUUGCGGCUUGUUCGAUUAUUCUUGCUGUCGAUGCAAAGCGACCUCAGGGUAGCUUGAAGAGAGCGAGUGCCUCUGACUCUGGGGAACUUCAUGAUUUCCAGGUCGCUCCGCCUGUUCUGACUCCAUCAGCGAAUGGGAAAGGCAAAAAUGAAUAUGGAUGUGUCGUUACGCAGACGUUGAUGGAUUUUGACUUUGCCAAUAGCUAUGGCACACCAUAUGUUGACUGUGACUUCAACCGAGUUACAAUUGAGUUUACAUUGACAUCCAAGGGCAGACAAUAUGAUCGCUUGGCUCUUUUAUACUUCAACUCCACCGAAAUUUGGAGAACCUCCACAGCAGAGCCAACCACGGAUGGAAUCUACUACUCCUACACAAAGGAAAUGCACCAAUACCUCCCUCUCUGGAAGGAACCUCAAAAGAUUAUUUUCGACCUUGGAAACAUUGUCAACUCCGAGUACACUGGAAUCUUGAACACAACUUUGACAGCUACCUUCUUCACUGUCCCCGAUACCCCCGCUGCAGCCGAUCAGAUCUUACCUAUUUCCCGCCUUCUCGGAUCUAGCAAUGAGAGCAGUGUGGCUGUCUUGCCUAGCGAGAAGACUGCUGUCUCUUACACUUUGCCCCAGAAUCUCAAGCGCGCUGUGAUUAGUGUUUCGGCUUGUGGACAGGCUGAUGAGGAAUUUUGGUACCAGAAUGUCUUCUCCUCUGAUACCGAGACAUUCGUGAAUGAGUCUAGUAUUCUGUAUGGUGAUGGACCCUGGAGAGAAGUUCAGGUCUUGAUUGAUGGGAUGCUGGCUGGUGUCUCAUGGCCAUUCCCAGUUGUCUUCACCGGAGGAAUCGUACCUGGAUUCUGGAAGCCAAUUGUCGGUAUUGAUGCAUUUGACUUGCGUGAGCAUGAGAUUGACAUUACUCCAUUUAUCCCCUACCUCUCCGAUGGAAAGCCUCACACAUUUGAUCUCCGUGUUAUGGGCAUCAAUGAUAAUGGUGGCGAAUACGCUACCAUGUCCAAUACCACAACCGACUCUUGGUAUGUGACUGGCAAGAUCUUCUUGUUCGAGGACGAAAAGGGUCAUGUCACCACCGGUACCAUGCCAGUUAUCAAGGACCCUGCUCCAUCGCUUCAUAUCACACGCUCACUUGCACUCAACGCCACCGGCUACAACGACACUCUCACAGAGACUACCACGGCUAAGAGGUCGCUAUCUAUCAGCAGCACAAUCAAGACCUCCAGUGGAAAAGAAGAGGUUUCUUGGAGUCAGGACAUCACAUACGAGAACUGGAACCAGCUUUCAGACUACGGCUGGUUCCAAAGCACCGUGCAAAAGACCACAGGAACUGAUAAAACGGGCUCAGGCAUCGGGUACUCUGUUUCAUACGAUUAUCCAAUCAACUGUGACUGGUGGUGGAUUGAGUCAGGCGAGGACCUCGGUCUUUGGGGAAAUAUUUCCCGCGCGCUCACCUUUGAUGUUGGCGGACCAGCGGUUUUCCCCAACGGAGUUCAAUCAUCGGUACUUGAUACUUCAGCUAUGAAGGCCCAGUCUGAGUUCUCUACUGUUGAGAAGACCUUUGCCAAUUCUGGUUAUGGCUCAAACUUGUACACUUAUCAGUCUGCGACUGGAACUUACUUCAGUGAUGAUUUGAGUACCACCAGCCCAACCGAGAACUUUGGAAGCUUGAAUCAGACUAUGACAUUGAAGGGCGUGGCAUAUGAUGGUUCUGUUGAGAGCUAUUCUCGGAAUGUUGCAACUGUCAAUAACACAAUUACCCAUGAUAACCAAGUCUUUGAGUUGGGAAAGAAGUCGACUUGA